UACGACAAAGUAACAGCAAGCAUGGCGUCCUCGUACUAUCAGGAGAUGCAGGAUAUUUUCAGGAAUAACAAUAAAAGCAGAGAGUUCCCGGCGCAUAGCGCUAAAGUGCAUUCAGUAGCCUGGAGCUGCGAUGGGAAAAGACUGGCGUCCGGAUCAUUUGAUAAAACCGCCAGUGUGUUUGUCCUGGAAAAGGAUCGUCUAGUGAAGGAAAACAACUACAGAGGGCACGGAGACAGUGUGGAUCAGCUGUGUUGGCAUCCCACCAACCCUGAUCUGUUCGUCACUGCAUCAGGAGACAAAACCAUACGCAUCUGGGAUGUGCGGACCACCAAAUGCAUGGCCACAGUCAGCACAAAAGGGGAGAAUAUCAACAUAUGUUGGAGUCCAGAUGGUCAAACCAUUGCUGUAGGGAAUAAGGAUGAUGUUGUAACUUUCAUUGAUGCUAAGACACACCGUGCACGUGGUGAGGAGCAGUUCAAGUUUGAGGUCAAUGAGAUCUCCUGGAAUAAUGACAAUGACAUGUUCUUUCUGACAAACGGCAAUGGCUGCAUCAACAUAUUGAGCUACCCUGAUCUCAAACUCAUUCAGUCCAUAAAUGCCCAUCCAUCCAACUGUAUCUGCAUUAAGUUUGAUCCCACUGGAAAGUAUUUUGCCACAGGAAGUGCAGAUGCCCUGGUCAGUCUGUGGGAUGUGGAAGAGCUGGUGUGUGUCCGCUGCUUCUCAAGACUUGACUGGCCCGUGCGAACACUUAGUUUUAGUCAUGAUGGUAAAAUGCUGGCGUCGGCGUCCGAGGAUCAUUUUAUUGAUAUUGCAGAAGUGGAGACAGGUGAGAAACUCUGGGAGAUUCAGUGCGAGUCUCCAACCUUUACUGUAGCAUGGCAUCCAAAGAGACCACUGUUGGCAUAUGCCUGCGAUGACAAAGAGGGGAAAUAUGACAGUAACCGAGAGGCAGGAACCGUCAAGCUCUUUGGACUUCCUAAUGACUCUUGAGGACCAGUAUUACCAUGUGCUUUGUGAAGAAGCCUCAUUUGGAGGUGAAAUUAACAGUUAAUCAGUUGGACUUACUCAUAUUAGAUUACUAAUAAAUGUUGUAUAUAAUAGUUAAAAUAUCUUUUGAUGUUCAGCUCACAUAUUAUUUGAAGAGUACCACACAUGACAAACAUUUGUAAAAAUGUAAAUGUAAAACACAUUUUAAAAUUAAAUUGCAGUUCAUAUGAUGAUUUCCUCUUAUCAGAUGCAAAAUACAGCUCCUCUCGUAUACUUUAGAAUUAUGUUCUUAUUUCUUCCUUUAAAAUUGGAUGGUGCAUUAACGUUAAACGCAAUCUAGUCAGAGUGACAUUACCAUGUCUGUGUAGUAGAAGACUUGAGAAUCAUUUAGGCUAAGGAGAAUUUUGUUGCUGUUUCUUAUUGACUGUUGCCUUUCUGGAGAUGAAAAAUAUAUGGAUUAUGUCUUUGUUCAAUCUCCUGUAAAUCCAGUUUUAGAAAUCACCAGAAGAGGGCAGCACAAGCUAUUUUACUCAAAAGAGAAUGCUGGACAAACAAUUGUUGAUGUAAAAUCCACUUACAAAUGUGGCCUGCUUAAUCAUUUUUUAGUUACUUUGAAAGUAAAAAGGAAAGUGUCAAUUACAUUUCUGCUCUAAACUAUUGCUGAGAUAUAAUCAAUUAAAUGUUGAUAGAGACUAUU
Molecule: messenger RNA, 1684 nt
Organism: Myxocyprinus asiaticus (Chinese sucker)
Lineage: Eukaryota; Metazoa; Chordata; Actinopteri; Cypriniformes; Catostomidae
Product: THO complex subunit 3
Exons: 6
Coding region: 22-990 (322 amino acids)
Biological process (GO): mRNA export from nucleus
Cellular component (GO): THO complex part of transcription export complex
Molecular function (GO): protein binding
Source: RefSeq, a predicted model, not a curated record